AUGAAUCCAAAUUGUAAUCAAGUUUUAAAAGAAGAUAAAGAAGUAAUAUGUGAUAACAAAACAGUGAUCAAAUACACAUUAGAAAACCCAUCCCAGAAUCUAGAAUACAAAUUAAAGGUCUCUUAUAUUAUAAAUGAACCAACUGCCCCUCCUCAUUUGUUUGGUGGAAUUUUUUCAUCCUUUGGAGUAGAAAAAAAUACAAACAUAAAAUAUUACAACUAUAUGGAAUAUUUAAUGAUAGAAGAAAAACAAACUAUUAAAAAUAACCGAAAUGGAGUAAAAAACAAUAGUAAUCAAAAAAAUAUUAAUAAUCAAACAAAUAAUAAUUUAAAUAUUGUCUAUAAUCAUUUUAAUAAUUUUAAUUUGAAUAAUAAUAUGGGUAAUAAUUGCAACAAUAAUAACAACAACUGCGCAAAUAUAACUGCUACAACAACAACUAUAAUAAAGCAACCAAAUAUCAACAAAUUCACUUAA
Molecule: messenger RNA, 474 nt
Organism: Dictyostelium purpureum
Lineage: Eukaryota; Evosea; Eumycetozoa; Dictyosteliales; Dictyosteliaceae
Exons: 1
Coding region: 1-474 (157 amino acids)
Source: RefSeq, a predicted model, not a curated record